Toxotes jaculatrix (banded archerfish) is the source of this 2903-nucleotide messenger RNA. It is a transcript of the gene mfsd8, whose product is annotated as major facilitator superfamily domain containing 8. Lineage: Eukaryota; Metazoa; Chordata; Actinopteri; Toxotidae. Gene Ontology annotation, biological process: transmembrane transport. The record is from RefSeq and is a predicted model, not a curated record. Gene Ontology annotation, molecular function: transmembrane transporter activity. The transcript is spliced from 12 exons. The coding region runs from base 341 to 1867 and encodes 508 amino acids. Gene Ontology annotation, cellular component: lysosomal membrane.
AUAGUCAUGUCUAAGUGACUCGAGUAUCAUAGUCCGAUUUUUAGCUUUAAGGUGGUACUGUCGUUUAUGUACGUCGGUUGGAAAUUACUCCACUUAACACUAUGUGUGGAGUUAGUUAGCCUGACGUUUUUUGUAAGAAUGCGAAAUGUUGGUUUGAAUCGCUAACGUUAGCCGAGACUGUAGCUAGCUCUCCAGAGCUUUUCGGAAGAGUUGUAGCUAGUUUGCGUUAGCAGCGUAGUUCACUGACCUUCUGCUAAAUGGCGACAUAGCAACAUUUUUUUUCUCAUCUCCAAAGUCCGGGACAGCGUCGUAAUUUUGCUGGGUUUCUGCUUUAACUAAAAUGUCACAACUGGCUGACUCUGACGAUACCACUCCAUUGCUCAGGGACGAUGCGAGCAGUGAUGCCUCUCAGGAUGAAGAUUUCAAGAGUCGGUGGAGGUCCAUCCGAGUCAUGUACUUCACCAUGUUUCUCAGCAGUGUAGGUUUCACUAUAGUCAUCACAUCACUUUGGCCCUAUUUGCAAAAGAUUGAUGAUAGUGCCAAUGCCAGCUUCCUGGGUUGGGUGGUGGCGGCCUACAGUCUUGGCCAGAUGGUGGCCUCACCUAUUUUUGGCCUGUGGUCUAAUUACCGACCACGCAGGGAACCUUUGGUGUGCUCCAUCAUCAUCAACCUGUCAGCCAAUAUCUACUACGCCUAUGCAUACCUGCCCAAGACCAAUAACAAGUUCCACAUCCUCAUAUCUAGAGCCUUUGUGGGCUUCGGCGCAGGCAACGUUGCUGUGGUGAGGUCCUUUGUUGCUGGAGCUACAUCGCUGAAAGAGAGAACCAAUGCCAUGGCAAACAUGAGUGCCUGUCAGGCCCUGGGUUUCAUCCUGGGACCAGCUCUACAGGCAUGCCUAUCAUUCAUUGGAGAGCGUGGUGUGACAGUGAAGGUCAUAGACCUGCAGCUCAACAUGUACACCUCUCCUGCUUUACUGGCUGCAGCUUUUGGGCUAAUCAACAUCCUGCUGGUCCUCUUGGUGCUGAGAGAGCACCGUGUUGAUGACAAUGGAAGACAAAUUCGAGCCAUCAACUGCACAUCAGAAGACAGAGUUGACAUUAGCGAAGAAACUGAGGAAACCAUUGACCAGGUAGCGGUGCUGACAUCCAACAUCCUCUUCUUCAUCGUCAUGUUCAUCUUUGCCGUCUUUGAGACAAUUGCCACCCCUUUGUCCAUGGACAUGUUCGCCUGGACAAGGAAGGAAGCUGUUUUAUACAAUGGCAUCAUCAUCUGCUGCAUUGGAUUUGAAUCCAUCCUUGUGUUUCUGGUUGUAAAAGUAGCUUCUCAAAGGGUUGGGGAUCGUCCUGUGUUGCUAGCAGGCUUGGCCAUAAUAUUCUGUGGCUUCUUUAUCCUGCUUCCAUGGGGGAAUCACUACCCCAAAAUCCAGUGGGCAGACCUCAAAAACAACUCACUGGUCAGUCAGAUAUCUAAGGCCACAACAGCCUCCAACAGCUCUUUGGAGCCAACAGGCUGCCCGUAUGAACAGACCUGGUGCCAGUAUACUCCUGCAAUACACCUAGCCCAGUACAUCACAUCUGACACCUUGAUUGGCGUGGGAUACCCAGCCUGCAACGUGAUGUCCUACACACUGUAUUCCAAAAUCCUCGGGCCAAGGCCUCAGGGUGUAUACAUGGGGUGGUUGACAGCCUCUGGCAGUGGUGCGCGGACAUUGGGCCCUGUCUUUGUCUCCCAGGUCUAUACCAUCCUCGGACCUCGUUGGGCCUUUAGCCUCAUCUGCGGCAUGGUGGUAGGGGCCAUCAUUCUCCUCGGCUCUUCUUACCACAGACUCAUUGCAUUUUCUGUACGUCAUGGGAGGACUAUAGAAUAACAGUUGCCACUGGAGAGACUGAUGGCAGUUUCCUACUUUUAUCCUCAAAGACUUUUAGCCUAAAUCCUGGCUAUGAUGAUGGCUUCUUGUUGCUGUUAUUCACUUUACAAUGUUGCAACUGAUAAGCCUUUGAGAGUUUGAAACUCAGGGUCGACCUUUAAACUUAAAGGUGAAGAGAUAAGGCCAGGUUAUUCCACAUGACUUGACCAAAGAUGGCUGCUUCACUUUGAGUUCAAAGGGAGCUAGAACUGCAGCUGCACUUUCACCCACUUGUUGUGAAAGAAGCCAUGUGACACAUAUUCACAAUCAUGUAAGGCAUUGCCUUGUAUGAGGUGGGGGCAUGAUCUCAAACAAAUUAUAGUUUUAAAUCGAGUUACUAAAUUUUUGUUACUGGAAUAUUGUAACUUAUAGCACAGGCACAGCAUUGUUGGUUUUAGGGAUAAAUUCAUUCUAACAUAUAUGAAUACAGUGACUACUUUAGCAAAGCAUUUGCAAAACCUGAAAAGGGUUUGAGACUAUCUUUGCAUUAAAAGAGGAAAUUAAUUUUUGGAAUCCACAGGCACAUGAGCAGUCCAUGUGAACAACCAUGACCUACUUAAUGGUCUUGAAAAUAAAUACUGUCUAAUUGUUUAUUUAGUUUUAACUGACAGAAACUGUGCUCACUGUUGAAACAUGUUUGAUUCAUUGGUUGUAGCAUUUGUUAUGCUGAAUGUACUAAACUUUCAAAGUUGUUAUUUUGCAGUUUCACUGAAGAAUAUCAAAGAUGUUAGUCUUACUGUGCGAUGAUUUUUAUCUUGCAAGAAAUGUGACUCUUGAGACAUAAACAAAUAUUACAUAUAGGGGGUAUAAAUGAAACAUUUCCACAUUGAGCUGUUUUCCUCAAAGGGAAAAUACUGAUAUUAUUAUUCCUGUUUCUGUUAAAAGCUCUACUUGUGGUUGUUUAAAACUACAGGUUGCCUGAAAUCAUUCAGAAAGUGAAGUGUGAAUGUAUGUGUGCUUUUGAUUAACUGAGUGAUGCAUUAAAGAUUUGAUGUUA